UUCUAGUUUUAGUUUAAUUUGUUUAUACUUUUGUGUUACACGUUUCUUCUCACAUGUUUAUUAUUCUUCUUGAAUAAACAAGAUUAUAAAAUACUUCGCCGUGUACAUUUGACUAGCCUUGACAGGUUAUGAGCUCAGCAACGUAUUAAAACUGCGAAAAAUUAAAGAAGUGAAAAUUUCGACAAAAAUAUAAGUAAAGUCUUUGUUGCAAUAAUCAUGGCGACAAUAGCGAGCACGCAACACAUCGAAAAAUUAGACAAGACGAACUUCGAGUCAUAGAAGUUAACAAUGAAGAUUGUGCUAAUUUGCAACGAAUUGUGGUCUUACGUAAAUGGGACAGCAGUAAAGACCGAGCAAACCCAGACCGAAUGGACGCUAAAGGACGAAAAGCCAUUGGCAUUAAUUAUGUUGAGUAUCAAAAGCAAUCAGUUAAAUCAUACAAAAAGAGUUCAGACGUCAAAAGAAGCUUGGGACACAUUGGUGCAGAUGUAUGAAUCGAAAGGUCCGGUAAGAAAAGCUGUUUUAUAUAAAAGAUUGUAUCGUAUGGAACUUUUGCAAAUAAUGGCAUCGUAUAUUAAUACGUUCUGUAACGUGGCCGAAAAAUUAAAAGAGGUAGGAAUACAAAUAUCGAUAGAAUUAUUAUCCAUUAUGAUCCUGAAUUCAUUACCAACCGAAUACGAGAAUUUUUAUGUAGCAAUCAAGUCUAAGGAUGAAAUACCGAGCAUUGAGUCAUUAAAGGCAAAAUUAAUAGAAGAGGAAGCGAGAUGGUUAGAACAUGACAACAAACACGCCAUUUAUGAAGAUGAGAACGACACCCUCAUUGCUAAAAACAAGCACAAAUCAAACAAAAAUACACAUGCCAAGUGCAAAUCAACGCGAUAUAAAAUUAAAAACAAAAUUUACAGGUAAAUGUUUUAAUUGUGGUAAAAUUGGAAACAGAGCUUCUGAUUGCAAGUGUACAAAGAAACAAACUACAAAAAAGAAUGCAAAAGAUGUAAUGUCAGCAACUCAGUCUUAUCUAUCUUAUCUUUUGAGUCGUCAGCAAGUCAGUGUUAUCUUUUGAAACAUGCAAAUCGACCAAAUGGUACUUAGAUAGUGGAACAACAUGAAAUAUGUACAACAAUUCCAAAAAAUUUUUUGAGUUGGACUAUACAAAAAAAUGUGAAAUUCACUGCAGAACAUCGGACGGAAUCAACAGGAGCAGGAUUUUAUUGAAUAACGACGAGGUGUCUAACCACAUCAGUAUCUCACACCAGGAUCUCGUACAUAGGAUCUGAGACUUGGUUAUUUAAAUCAAGAUGGUUACGGAAUCGGAGAAUAAUACUAAAUCCAAGAAUUUCACCGUAGAAAAUAAUGUUUACAUAGGCGAAGUGGUAUCUUAUACGAGUAAUUAUAAGAGUUUCGGAGAGAUGAUCUGGGAUAGCAUUAAAAACAAUGGAAAUAAGAUCGCACACUUGGAUGCUCUCACGGAAGAGGUGGUCACAUAUGCGGAGCUGCAAGAUAAAAUUGUGAGAUGCGCGUUAUGGCUACAAGAACAUGGAAUUAAGACGGACGAUGUUGUGACUGUGUGCACCAACAACCACCUGAAUUCUAUCGUGCCAUGUUUGGCGGCGAGUUACAUCAAUGCGAUUUUUAAUACAUGGCAUGAACAUUUGGACUUGCAAACUGCGCUACACUUUCUGCAGCUGUGUGAGCCAAAAGUGAUCUUCUGCAGCAAGCUAUCCUUGGACAUUAUCCAGAGUGCGAUAAUGAAGACGAAUUACGAUCCCAUAAUAGUAGUAUUCGGCAAUCAUCCUGACGCAAUUCCGUUCGCCAACAUUUUGAACAACUACAGCAAUAUGGAAGUGGCGAAUUUCCGAUAUGCCAAGCUCGACAACAUAAAGAGAACGGUGUGUAUCAUACAUUCAUCAGGCACCACAGGAAUGCCAAAGAGCGUUGAACUGUCCAAUUACACUCUGAUGAUGAUUAGCAUAGACCAGAAAUUCACCGCGGUGACACUUUGGUUUACGACUCUUUAUUGGAUUAGUGGAGUGGUGAUGAAUGUAAGGUCAAUCACGCAGGGUGCAAAAGUAAUCAUUUAUCCGGAAUUCGAUGAGGAAAUGACAUGCAAAUUGAUUGAAAAAUACGAGAUUGUAAUGCUUUUUCUAAGCACGAGUAUGAUCAAUCGAUUUCUCAGAGCGGGUUAUGUAAAGAAGUAUUCAUUACCGUCGUUAAGAAUCAUAUUUGGCGGUGGUGCAAUUCUCAAGCCGAAAUCUCAAGAAGAAUUGAGACGUCUUUUACCGCACGUCGAAAUACUUCAAGUUUACGGAAUGACGGAAGUCGGCGGGGUGGCAGUGAGGCAAAACCCGAAUCAUAAGAACGGGUCUUGCGGAACGGUAGUUCCAAAUGUACAAAUAAAGAUCGUGGACCCGGAAAGUGGAAAAGUCAUGGAACCGAAUCAAUCGGGAGAAAUAUGGAUACGCUCGAAGAACAUGAUGAAUGGUUAUUACAAGAAUCCUGAAGCGACAAACAAUACAGUUGAUAAAGACGGAUGGCUACAUUCAGGUGAUAUUGGUUAUAUCGACAGCAAUGGAGAACUUUUUAUUUUUGACAAAAUAAAGGAGCUUAUGAAAUAUAGGAACUUUCAAAUAUCACCUGGAGAAAUUGAGGCUGUAUUACAGUUACAUCCAGGAGUGUUGGAAGUUGCAGUAGUAGCGGUACCUCAUGCAACAGACGACGAACAUCCUCUUGCAUAUGUUAGCAAAAAGCCCGGCUUCAAGGUGACGGAAAAAGAAUUGAUAGAUCUCGUUGCAAGUAAAAUGAGUGAUCAAUACAAAUUGCGUGCCGGAGUGAUAUUUCUGGAUACUUUUCCGUACACAGGUUCUGGGAAAAUCGCAAGGAAGGAUUUAAGAGCAAUGGCUAAAAAACUAGAAAAAGUAGAAUAAAAUGAUAUUAAUUAUAAUUUCUUCACAAUGGUGCAGGAUUUAUUUAGUAGUGUCAUUUUCUGAACUUUGCCAAAAACUUUUUUCCUGACUUAGUAGUGUCGUUUUUUGAACUUUGCCGGAGACACUACCGCGUCUCCUGAUAUAUACAUAGAGUAGAUGAAAAAAAGCUAAAUUCUUAAAUUUCAUAUUUAAUUUAUGUAUAUUUUUAU
Molecule: messenger RNA, 3133 nt
Organism: Linepithema humile (Argentine ant)
Lineage: Eukaryota; Metazoa; Arthropoda; Insecta; Hymenoptera; Formicidae
Source: RefSeq, a predicted model, not a curated record